AUGUCUUCACCUGAAGAAAUCAAGGCUGCUUUAGCACGCGAACUCAACCAACUUCGUAAACUCUAUGGCUUCCAGACGUCUAUAUAUUUCACUUCUCCGUCCCGCAAAGAAGUAAUUCUGCGUUUAUCUCGCGAAGAAGAAAAUGAUCCCGGACUUACUGCAAACAUAAGCUUGACAGGUGGUUGCUUUGCGAUUCGGAGCUGCCCAGUAUUCAAGAGCCGGGUCGGUCUGCUUGGGAGACGGGAGUCGAAGAUUCAGCUUUCUUCUCAAGUCAUAAACUGGUUCAAAAAUAAUCGCGCCAAGUUCCCGAUGACUUAUAAAGAGGAACAACAAUAUAUCGAUCUGAAGGCUAGAAUGCGAUUGGUCCAUACACAGGAGCAUCAAUUCGCAUACGAGUUGGAAGCUUUUAUCAACAAUGAGGUCGAAAGUCGCCAACAUCUUGCGUCUCAGAAGAAAGCUGGAUCCGUCGUAUCCGGUAUGAAACCUGACUCCCCAAGUAUCACCAAAGAUAUGGCCCAGCUCAAACUCAAUACCAGCAGUCACAAUAAACGUGGAGCUAAGAGGGCCAGGGACCAAGACACGGAGAUGGGUGGUGAUGAUGAUAAUAUCGAGGUGCCGCGAAAGCUAAGCAAGCAGGCCAAAAGGAGAGCUACAAAGAGGGAGAGAGCACUGGCGGCUCUGGCCGAUGCUCAAGUUCAGUUAGCACUCUAG
Molecule: messenger RNA, 711 nt
Organism: Sclerotinia borealis F-4128
Lineage: Eukaryota; Fungi; Ascomycota; Leotiomycetes; Helotiales; Sclerotiniaceae
Source: the annotation of a GenBank genome assembly